This is a messenger RNA of Trichoderma atroviride IMI 206040, 744 nucleotides long. The record is from RefSeq and is a predicted model, not a curated record. Lineage: Eukaryota; Fungi; Ascomycota; Sordariomycetes; Hypocreales; Hypocreaceae.
CACUUUCCUAAUGUGCAAAUCUACUAGAGCGUAAAGAUCAAAUAAACAAUUAGGUUUUUUUUUCUCCUCCCCCUUUUCACAUUUCCUCUAUACUAGAUACUAGUAAGCGUCUGCUGUCCGCUGCAACAUAUUCCAUGGGUACAGACACUGCAAAUAAUCUCUUUGGCUACUCACAGAGCAAUAGUAAUAUUGCGCUACCCAAACUGAGAUUCGCUGCACGGCCACUGGUGAUGGUGUACAUAAACCUGUUCACGAGGAGGCCGAUACCUGUACUAUCCCACAUCCGCAUCCGACGGCAUUAUACUGUAUAAUAAGGGCAGCCGGAAAACAGGGAUCAGCCCUGGCCCGUCACCCGUACUCGGCCGAAAUCAUUAGAUAGAAAAACCAAAGACACAAAAAGACACACGCAACCCUGCCAGAGGUUCCACCCAAAGCCCAGAAUUUUUGGCUGAGUCGCUCGCUAUUACCUGAUACCAGUAACUCCAACCAUGUGAGUUUUCCGCAAAAACAACACGGAAAAGGCGGAUUAGCGCGCGCCACUCCACCCUCCUAGCAUUUUCAAGACCGUCGACUCGCAUAAGUAAGGGCUGUGCAGAGUUGGCCCGAACAAUGCCCCCCUGCAGAGGCUCGGAGCAGAUGCGGACAGAGUUGCCCACUCUACUCCAUACCUGGUCGAACGACACCCGACGUCUAGUACGGCCGUGCCACGUUAAUCAGCACAGUGAAGACUUCUAAUUCCGCCUC